CUCCCUUUCCUUCCAUCGACUCCUUCGUCCCCUCCCCCACCACUGCCGCGAGGUGCGAACCCGAUCUCGAUCCCCAUGGCGGCGGCCGCGCUCACCUCCUCGCGGCGAGCCCUCCACACCAUCCACCGCCACCUCCUCCUCCGCUCCACCCCCACCCCCGGCAUGUACGCACGUGCAAGGUUCACCAUAAAUCCUGACAAGGUUUACAGGAUUGCAAUGACAAAGCUCAAUACAUCUGCUGCAAUCCUUGAAGUGAUGGGUGCACCCUUAGCUGGCACUGAUGUCAGAGCAUAUGUUAUGUCUGGUGGAGGCCCUAAACUAAAGGACUUCAAAUUUAGGGUUGGUGGCAAACGGUGCUUUCUUAUCUUCCCCAUCAAAGGAUCAGAAAGAAAGGGUCUUGUAAGUGUUGAGGUCAAGAAGAAAAAAGGACAGUAUGACAUGAAGCUGCUUGCUGUUGACAUACCGAUGGCGACAGGCCCUGACCAGCGGCUAUUCCUUGUCGGCGACGAGCAGGAGUACAAGGUUGGUGGAGGUUUGAUAUCCGAGCUGCGGGAUCCUAUAGUGAAGGCUAUGGCUGCAGAAAAGGAGUUUGAUUAUCUUGAUGAAAGAGAGGACGCGGAGGAUGAGCGCAGGGAGCGAGAGGAGGCCGAGGAAGAGGCGGCCGAAGCGUUGAGGCGAGAGGAGGACAGAUUACGCGAGGAGGCGAAAGAGAGGCAGCGGCGAGAAGCUGAGAAUCUUGAGAAAGGCAGCUGACCCAAUUGACCACACCGUUUUUUUCUUUGUGUUGUGCAUUUCUCCACUUUACCUCCUCACUCUUACAAUGCGUAGCGAUCAGCAUUUUCGCGGCGACGGAAAGAUUGCAUCUGAGUUUCAGAAAGGUGGUUUCGCCUUUCACAGCGUGUCGAUAGGGUAAUAAAUUUUGGCUGCCCCUCAAAAUGGUUUACUCCGGAGCGCAUUGUGUAAUUUAGUGGCUGCGUGAAUGAAUGAUGGCUGUAGCCUUCCCAUUUUGGUGCCUACUGUACGCUUGCGGUGCUUUCGGAUGCUUUGAGCUA
Molecule: messenger RNA, 1052 nt
Organism: Triticum dicoccoides
Lineage: Eukaryota; Viridiplantae; Streptophyta; Magnoliopsida; Poales; Poaceae
Exons: 3
Coding region: 76-753 (225 amino acids)
Cellular component (GO): intracellular membrane-bounded organelle
Source: RefSeq, a predicted model, not a curated record